Molecule: messenger RNA, 3701 nt
Organism: Oryza brachyantha (malo sina)
Lineage: Eukaryota; Viridiplantae; Streptophyta; Magnoliopsida; Poales; Poaceae
Product: kinesin-like protein KIN-7E, chloroplastic
Exons: 25
Coding region: 167-3631 (1154 amino acids)
Biological process (GO): microtubule-based movement
Molecular function (GO): microtubule motor activity; ATP binding; microtubule binding
Source: RefSeq, a predicted model, not a curated record
CCAAAUCGACAAAAGAAGGCCACGGCGACCGAGGCGGGCGCCCUCCGACUCCGAGGAGGAAGACGACGCCGCCUGAGCUAAAGCAAGCCCACGAGCGCGCGCGGCACCUCGUGCUAGCUCGCCCUGCUCUGCCUCGACUCGAACCCUAGCCUAGCCGACCGCCGCAAUGUCAUCGUCGGCGUCGAGAUCGACGCGGGCCAGCAUCUCCCCAUUCCGGUCCCGCCGCACGUCGGCGGGGGGCGGGGUGGCUCCGCAGGCGACGACGGGGGCGGGGGCGGGGAGGGCCUCGUCGGGAGGGCGCCCCUCCACGCCCUCGUCGUCCUCCUCCGCGCGGCCCGUCACCCCGUCGUCGUCCUCCGGUGGCAGGCCCACCACCCCCUCCGCGGCGUUCGCGCGCCCCACCACCCCGUCCUCCUCCGCGCGCCCCGCCACGCCGUCCUCCACGGCCUCCGGGCGGCCGACGACGCCCUCGUCGGUCUCCUCGAGGGCGGCCGGGAGGGCGCCUUCCGCCCCGGCGCUGGACGCGGCCAAUGCCAAGGAGAACAUCAUGGUCACAGUCCGCUUCCGGCCCCUCAGUCCUAGAGAGAUCAACAAGGGGGAUGAGGUGGCGUGGUACGCGGACGGCGACAACAUGGUGCGGAACGAGUACAAUCCGAGUAUCGCCUACGCUUUCGAUAAAGUCUUUGGCCCUGCUACUACUACUCGCCAUGUAUAUGAUAUUGCUGCUCAGCAUGUUGUAAGUGGUGCCAUGGAAGGAAUCAAUGGCACUGUUUUUGCAUAUGGUGUAACUAGUAGCGGGAAAACCCACACCAUGCAUGGAGAGCAAAAAUCACCUGGAAUUAUCCCAUUGGCAGUGAAGGAUGUUUUCAGCAUUAUUCAAGAUACACCUGGACGAGAAUUUCUUCUGCGAGUUUCAUAUCUUGAAAUAUACAAUGAGGUUAUCAACGAUUUACUUGAUCCGAUUGGACAGAAUCUCAGAAUUCGAGAAGAUGCACAGGGAACUUAUGUGGAAGGGAUUAAAGAAGAAGUUGUUUUAUCACCUGCACAUGCACUCUCUCUGAUAGCAUCUGGCGAAGAGCACAGACAUGUUGGAUCCAAUAACUUCAAUCUUGUCAGCAGUCGGAGCCACACUAUCUUCACAUUGACAAUUGAGAGUAGCCCCUGUGGUGAGAAUGAUGAAGAAGUCAAAUUGUCCCAGUUGAAUUUGAUUGAUCUUGCUGGGUCUGAGAGUUCCAAGACUGAAACAACUGGAUUGCGACGCAAGGAAGGCUCAUACAUAAAUAAGAGUCUGCUCACCCUUGGAACUGUCAUUGCUAAACUUACUGAUGGUAAGGCUACUCAUAUUCCUUAUCGAGACUCAAAACUCACACGCUUACUUCAGUCCUCUCUUAGUGGACAUGGGCGCAUUUCUCUUAUUUGCACAGUUACCCCUGCUUCCAGCAACAGUGAAGAGACACACAAUACAUUAAAAUUUGCCCACAGGAGCAAGCAUAUAGAAAUAAAAGCUUCUCAGAAUAAGAUAAUUGAUGAGAAGUCCUUGAUAAAGAAGUAUCAAAAGGAGAUAACCUGCUUGAAAGAAGAGUUGCAGCAACUAAGACGUGGUAUGAUGGGAAAUGGGUACAUCCUUCCAACAGAUCAGGAGGAUCUUGUUAGCUUAAAACUUCAGCUUGAAGCUGGUCAAGUGAAACUCCAAUCAAGGUUAGAAGAGGAAGAAGAAGCAAAAGCAGCAUUGAUGGGUAGAAUUCAGAGGCUAACAAAACUGAUAUUGGUAUCAACAAAAAGUUCUAUAUCCUCAAAUGUUUCAGGAAAGGCCAGCCUUCGUCGACGACAUUCAUUUGGGGAAGAUGAGCUUGCUUAUUUGCCUGAUCGGAAGAGGGAGUACUCCAUAGAAGAUGACGAAGUUAGUCUUGAUUCAGAGUUUUCAAUUGAAGGAAAACUUGAUUCUAACAAUCCUGAUGAGUCACUUAGGUUUGAUAGAAGGAAUCGCAAGCGUGGAAUGCUUGGUUGGUUCAAAUUGAAGAAGUCAGAUCAAUUGGCAGGACUAUCACCUGGUGUGGACAGUGAAAGCACAGCUAGUGGCUCACCUUCCUUUGCUAGAUCAUCGCAACAAAAACACCUGCUUCUUGACCUGAAGGAUGGUCGAAGGAAAUCUAUGACUAGGAAAGGAGAUGAUCCAGCACUUACUGAUUUUUUUCCAGAGAGGACUCAAGCAGGUGACUUAUUUAGUGCUGCAUCCAGAGCACGGCACCAUCUGCCGAGUGGAACAACUAUUGUGGAUCAAAUAGAUCUUCUUCAAGAGCAGGUCAAAAUGUUGGCUGGGGAAGUUGCACUUUGUACAAGCUCACUCAAAAGGCUAUCAGAGCAAGUGGUGAACAACCCUGACGAUUCACAGAUUCAGGAGCAAAUUGAAAAGUUGAAAAAUGAAAUUAAUGAAAAGAAAUCGCAUAUACGUGUGCUAGAGCAGCGUAUGGCAGAAUCACUGGAAACUACUGAAGACCCAGUUAUGAGGACCGAAAUGUCUCAGACCUUUUCAAAGUUGAGCACGCAAUUGAGCGAGAAAACAUUUGAGUUGGAGAUCAUGUCUGCAGAUAAUAGAAUCCUUCAGGACCAGCUACAAGCAAAGGUAUCAGAAAAUGCUGAACUUAAAGAAUCAGUUGCACAACUGAGGCAAGAAAUUGAUAAUCUGUUGAAGACUGCAAAAAGUGAGGAUAAUGUGGCUAGUAUGCAGUCAAGUGAGCCAUCAACUACAAGCAGCAAUCCUAGGGAUUUGACAAGUCAUGCAAACAUGUCCUCUAGAACAACUGAAGAUCAUAUUGAGUCUCCAUUGAAAUCUCAAGUGCUCAUGCAGGCUGUAGAAAUCGAAAAUUUGAAGCUAGACAAGCUGAGGUUGGCAGAAGAGAAGGAUGGGUUGGAAAUUCACAGUCAAAAGCUGGCUGAAGAAUCAUCCUAUGCUAAAGAAUUGGCAGCAGCUGCUGCAGUUGAACUAAAGAACCUGGCAGAAGAAGUUACGAGGCUUUCUUAUGAAAAUGCAAAGCUGAAUGCAGACUUAGCUGCAGCGAAAGAGCAAACAAGGAGCAGUAUCCAGAGUGACACAAAACGCCGUGAUCAGGAGAAUGGAAUCUUCGUAGAGGAGUUGCAGAAAGAGUUGGUGGCCAGCUGUCAGAGGGAGGCUGUGUUAGAGGACACAUUGUCCCAAAAGGCCCGAAGAGAGAAUGAGCUUCUCAAGAUUAUUGACGAUGCAAAAUGCCGUGAGCAUGAUUUAGAAAAUGAACUAGCAAACAUGUGGAUGCUUGUUGCUGAGCUAAAGAAAGAAAAUUCUCAGGAGGAUUUGUUCGAAUUUAAAGCAACACAAAACGGCUUUCAUUCAUCAAAGACUGAUACUGCCAGGAUGAUGAGUGAAAUGGAAGCUUCAGAUAAUAGGAACUGGGAUGGCGUCAGUUCUUUUGAAGAAGCAAAAAUGGCAUACAAUGUUCAAAGAAGGCGCUGCAAAGAGUUGGAAGGCAUCGUUUCCAGAUUGAAGGGUGAGGAUCUAAGAGGCUUAGAUGUCAAAGUCCUAGAAGAGUUACAAAAUUUCCAUGUAGAAGCGUUAUCAAGGAUUUGCCAAGAAAAGAUGGCAAAUCAGGUGCUAUAGCAGGGCGCGAGUCUCCAGGUAACAGCUUUGCAGGUGCCCUACACAAUUCAACAGCUGACGCUGAUCCAUU